Molecule: messenger RNA, 1708 nt
Organism: Myzus persicae (green peach aphid)
Lineage: Eukaryota; Metazoa; Arthropoda; Insecta; Hemiptera; Aphididae
Product: tubulin alpha chain, testis-specific-like
Exons: 4
Coding region: 165-1514 (449 amino acids)
Biological process (GO): microtubule cytoskeleton organization; mitotic cell cycle
Cellular component (GO): cytoplasm; microtubule
Molecular function (GO): GTP binding; structural constituent of cytoskeleton
Source: RefSeq, a predicted model, not a curated record
CACUUUUCACUCACCACCGGUCGCAGACUUACUCCACUCCGCAGUCGGUGUGUCCAAAACUCACUAUUCGCAUUCUCUCAUCAAACGCCCGACGAACACGUUUUUGUAUCGCAAGACGUAUUGUAUAUUUUUUAACAUCAUUCCAUUCACCUUUUACAGUUAACAUGCGUGAAUGUAUCUCUGUGCACGUUGGUCAAGCAGGAGUUCAAAUUGGUAAUGCUUGCUGGGAACUGUAUUGCUUAGAACAUGGAAUUCAACCUGAUGGUCAAAUGCCAUCUGAUAAAGCCAAUGGUGAUGACAGUUUUAAUACUUUUUUUAGUGAAACUGGCUAUGGUAAACAUGUUCCAAGAGCUGUUUUUGUUGACUUGGAACCCACUGUUGUUGAUGAAGUACGCACAGGCACAUAUAAACAACUUUUUCAUCCUGAACAAUUAAUAACGGGCAAAGAAGAUGCAGCCAACAAUUAUGCUCGUGGUCAUUAUACUAUUGGAAAAGAAAUUGUUGAUGUUGUACUGGACCGUAUUCGAAAACUUGCUGAUCAAUGUACUGGUCUCCAAGGGUUCUUAAUAUUCCAUUCAUUUGGUGGAGGGACUGGUUCUGGUUUCGCAUCAUUACUCAUGGAACGUUUAAGUGUUGAUUACGGCAAGAAAAGUAAACUUGAAUUUGCCAUUUAUCCUGCGCCACAAGUAUCCACAGCAGUAGUUGAACCAUACAAUUCAAUUUUAACUACUCAUACGACUCUUGAACAUUCUGAUUGUGCUUUUAUGGUUGACAAUGAAGCAAUAUAUGAUAUUUGUCGCCGAAAUUUGGAUAUUGAACGUCCUUCUUACACCAAUUUGAACCGCCUCAUUGGACAGAUAGUGUCAUCUAUCACAGCUUCAUUGCGAUUUGAUGGAGCUUUGAAUGUUGACUUAACUGAAUUCCAAACAAACUUGGUGCCAUAUCCAAGAAUACAUUUUCCUUUAGUUACAUAUGCACCAGUUAUAUCAGCGGAGAAAGCUUAUCAUGAACAAUUGUCUGUUGGUGAGAUCACUAAUGCUUGUUUUGAACCUGCCAAUCAGAUGGUUAAGUGUGAUCCUCGACAUGGUAAAUACAUGGCGUGUUGUAUGCUGUAUAGAGGUGACGUUGUGCCCAAAGACGUAAAUGCUGCAAUUGCUGCAAUAAAAACUAAACGUUCAAUACAGUUUGUAGACUGGUGUCCAACUGGGUUUAAAGUGGGCAUCAAUUAUCAACCGCCAACAGUAGUACCAGGAGGAGAUUUAGCGAAAGUGCAACGGGCUGUUUGUAUGUUGUCCAAUACUACAGCUAUUGCUGAAGCAUGGGCUCGUUUGGAUCAUAAGUUUGACUUGAUGUAUGCUAAAAGAGCUUUUGUCCAUUGGUAUGUUGGUGAAGGCAUGGAAGAAGGAGAAUUUUCUGAAGCCAGAGAAGAUUUAGCAGCUUUAGAAAAAGAUUAUGAAGAAGUGGGUUUGGAUUCAGUCGAAGGCCAAUUUGAUGAAGGCGGUGAAGAUUUUUAGUUAAAAAAAGAAAAACUAUUUUACUGUAUUACUUGUGAAUAAUAACUUUGUAUUAACAAUUAUUACUUAACAUAUAAUUUAUGAAAACUAUAUUCUAUUAAGCAAUAAUUGUCAAUACAAAUAUAUGUAAUAAAAUUAUUUUGAAAAAACUGGCACUAUAAAAACAUUUAAAUAAUGUGCAAGUUAUUUUAUUU